This is a messenger RNA of Meriones unguiculatus (Mongolian gerbil), 3703 nucleotides long. It is a transcript of the gene Znf783, whose product is annotated as zinc finger protein 783. Gene Ontology annotation, biological process: regulation of DNA-templated transcription. The transcript is spliced from 7 exons. NCBI's taxonomy places the organism in Eukaryota, Metazoa, Chordata, Mammalia, Rodentia, Muridae. Bases 117 to 1703 code for a protein of 528 amino acids. The record is from RefSeq and is a predicted model, not a curated record.
CCGCUGGCCCCUGACGCGCAGCCGGCGCUUGGCCCGACCGGUCGACCGAGGAUCACAGCCCGCGCCUGGCCCCAUCUGUCGGCGGAGGACCGCAGCCCAGAGACGACGCGGUAGCCAUGGCUGAAGCGGCGCCCGGCCGGCCAGAUGCAGAGACGAGCUCAUACCGCUACUCCCCAGAGAUCACACUGUGGACUGUGGUGGCUGCUGUUCAGGCCUUGGAGAAGAAAGUGGAAUCUUGCCUGUCCCGCUUGCUGACCCUGGAGGGACGCUCAGGGACAGCAGAGAAGAAGCUGGCUGACUUCGAGAAGACGGCUGUGGAGUUCAGCAGCCAGCUGGAGGGCAAGUGGGCCGUGCUGGGGACCCUGCUGCAGGAGAAUGGGCUGCUGCAGCGGCGGCUGGAGAAUAUGGAGAACCUGCUGCGCAACCGGAACUUCUGGAUUCUGCGGCUGCCACCUGGCAGCAAGGGCGAGGUCCCCAAGGUGCCCCUGACCUUUGAUGAUGUGGCUGUGUAUUUCUCCGAAUUGGAGUGGGACAAACUGGAGGACUGGCAGAAGGAACUCUACAAACAUGUAAUGAGGGGCAACUACGAGAUGCUGGUCUCCCUGGAUUAUGCCAUCUCCAAACCAGACAUCCUCACCCAGAUAGAGAGGGGAGAAGAGCCUUGUCCUCCAGGCUCCUGGGUCCAGGAGAAGGGGAGUGAGGAAGAAAGAGUAUGCCCAAGGAAACUAAACACUGGCAUCUCUCUGAGUCAAGAGCAGGCCCCAAGUCCAGUGAGCCCUGCCCAGAACGAACCAGAAGAAAGACAGACACCUGAGCAGCAGCAGGAGGAAGCAAGCAUGACUCCAAGUAAGCCAGGUGCUGGAAUUCCAGAAAACACCAGCUCUUUAUCAGUUAAGCAGGAGGAAGACGCUCCAGAGGGCGAGUUGCCACCCUCCCCUCCCACAGAUAGCCUGCCUUCUGUGGCGCCAGGUGACGGUGCUGUGACCAUCAAGACAGAAGCCCCGUCGGAGGAUGAACCUGAGGAGCACCUUCCGGAGUCCGCUAGCCAGCCCAUGUAUCGAGUCCACAAAAGGCCCAGGAAAAAGACUAGAGGCUCCAGACGGCAUCAUGCCCAGGGAGUGCCUAGGGUGCAGAUUGGGGAACCCGAAGCUGCAGAUGCUAUGGGAGAACCACCCCGCACCCUUUCCCGGUUACGGGGACGGUCAUUCCUGUGCCCUGACUGUGGGCAGAACUUCCGCCUGAAGAUUAAUCUGACAAUCCAUCAGCGGACCCACGUAGAAAAGGAGCGCAGCAAGGCUUGGAGUGGCUUGUCUGUGGAGGAAAGUCACUCCACGCUGGAACCAGGAGAGGUGGUGGUGCCUGGCCCUGUCAUCCGCUGGGUACCUGAGGAGCCCACAAGCCACCGUUCCCUGGCAAGCCACGCAGUGAUGGGCCGAAGGCCAGCAGCUAAGGUUUACCACUGUAGUAAAUGCCUGCACUCCUUCCAGCAACGGAAGAGCCUAAUACUGCACCAGCGUCAGCACACAGGCAAAAGGCAGGGUUGGCCGACCUGUCCCUACUGUGGCAAGGCCUUCCGCCGGCCCUCCGACCUCUUUCGUCACCAGCGCAUCCACACCGGCGAGCGUCCCUAUCAGUGUCCCCAGUGUGGCCGGGCCUUCAACAGGAACCACCACCUGACUAUCCACAUGCAGACACACUUCUGAGGCCAGGCAGUCCUGCUUUUCUCAUGCCUCUGUCCUCCAGGAGAGCCCAGCCCUAACGAGGAAGGCUGACCAGGAGCCUGCCGUUACACCCUUUCGCUCUCCUGGCAGGACCUGCAUUAUCUCAGGGCCUUUCCCUUGUGCCUGACCUGACCUUGGUCUCAAUCAGGGAUGGAUUUGGAGAGUCUGGUUUUGUUUUCCAUUCAAAUGGGAAGAAUCAAGUCUUUUGGUGACUGUAAGUGUGUGACAGGGUGCCUCAGUCUCCUAAUUUCUCCUUUUGCACAUUCCUGACUUGUAAAAAAACUUAAGAUUUAAGGUGUGGCCUUUGGCUGGUAUUGUAGUCAGUAGGAACAGAGAUUGUAUCUUUACAGGAUGGGACCAGAGCAGGCUCUUGCUUUAUUUUUCUUUUGAUUUUUAAACUUUGUUACUCUGAGAUUUUUUUUUCCUUUUUCUUUUCUUUUUUUUUUUGGAGACCAGAAGCUGCUGAAGGGCAGGAACUUUCUCCUACCUCAUGUGUUGUCAGGGUGGGGGGACCAGCUUAGUGUACACUUGCCUUAGUGGACAUGUUCUGAAAGCAGGGUACUCAAGGGUUUUGAGUGCCUGUAGUGCCUCAGUUUCCCCAGCCUCUCCCUCAUGUGGCAGUCACAUCCCUUACUCUUUUACUGAGUUGUGAGGGAAAUGGAAGCUAGGAAGCUCAAGCCUCAGGGUUGACAGUGUGGCUGACCCUUUGUGGCAGGCCUGCAAAAAUACCUGAAGGAGAAUAUAAAGCAAGUCCAGGAAGCACCCGCCUGGGGAACUUUGGGACCUCAGCUAGGGAAACCUUCAGCUUUCUUGAGGCUUAUGUGCCUUGUGUGACAAGGAGAAGAGCUCCAGGAUGUCACCCUAGAGGUGUGUAUCAGAAGAGGCACUAGACAAAUAUGCCUGGUUUUAUCCUGUUAAGUCUGGGUCUCUUUUUUUUGUUGUUGGUCCUUUGCCCUUUGUCCCAGAAAGAAACGUUUAGGAAGGACCUUUCUCUUUUGCUAAGUGGCAGUUCCUUCACUUUCUGGCUGAGCUGGUACUUUAGGGGCCCUUCAAAAGCACAAGCUCAAGACCGGGAAUUUGAGGUGAUAGUGUCAGACCUGAUAGUCUUGAGAAUGGGUGGUUUCUUGUGCCUCUUUGGCUCACCACCUUGGGUGCUCCUAGACAGCCUGGUGGGUGCUUCUGAAGCUGGGGUUAUGGAUCCCAGUUCUCCUGAGAGUUUACUUUCUUGUUUGGCACUCAGCCACCAGAGCACAUUCAGGCAGGCUCGGGGUACCUUCGUCCCUGCCUCUGUUAUUGAUGUCCUUCAGAGCCUUGCCACUCAAAAGUCCUGAAGAGAUGAGGCCGAGGGUAACAGUGCCAUCAUUCCUGGGGCAGGGGUAAGUAAGCAAGCAAGUCUGUGGCAGUUCAUGGUUCUGAACUCUACUUGUCUGCUCACCCAACCAUUGUUUAGGCCUACAAACAAGACAGCAACCAUCAAAUGCUCAGACAGGAUGUGCACAGUAUACCUGUCCCAAGCUUAAUCCUCCGCUGGGAAUGCUCACUGCUGCUGUCCGGGAGCUCCCUAGGCCUCUUUUCUAAUGCUUUAGAUGCUCUCUCUGGAAACAAGUAUUCUAUAUUUGAACACAAAUUCAAAUACUGGGGUGGGGAAAGAGGCUGUGUCAUCCUGGCUGGCUGUGGGCUUGCCGUAAAUUUCCUGCCUCUAUCUCCAGAGUGCCAGGAUUUACUUGCCUGUGCCAUCAUGUCCAACUGGCCUUACUGCGUUUGCCCUGGAAUUCAAUAGGACACGUUAAGGAACGUUUUGAAUUUACAGUGGACAAAGGCUGCUUGGUUGCAGGAGCCCCGCGAUGGAGUCCUGAUCGGAUCCCAGACUCUUCUAGCUCAUUUUGUAAAACAAAGAAAUGGUUGGGCCACGAAGCCCUAAGAACUAUGGAGGUGGCAGUCUCAGCCUAAUCGGUGCUCUAUAAACACGUUGGAAUAAGCAA